This is a messenger RNA of Microdochium trichocladiopsis, 330 nucleotides long. RefSeq lists its product as uncharacterized. NCBI's taxonomy places the organism in Eukaryota, Fungi, Ascomycota, Sordariomycetes, Xylariales, Microdochiaceae. The coding region runs from base 1 to 330 and encodes 109 amino acids. The record is from RefSeq and is a predicted model, not a curated record. The transcript has a single exon.
AUGCGCCACGGACCAGCGAACUGUGGACGUGUUGGAGCCAAACCAGCCAAAGGGCUGGGUGCCCUCGAGCCGUCCGUUCCUUGGGCACGCACUGCAGCACGAGAGGCGUUCAACCGGCUCCAGCAGCUAAGCGCCGUCUCGUCCAGCCAGCACGAGAAGACGUUUUCUUUGGGAGGCGCCGUUGCUGCCGCUGCCGAGCAUCAGCGGGCCCCGGGUUCCUGCAGCUUUGUUGCGUCUACACCUGAACAAACCCCCGUCCUUGCAUCCGGCCCUGCCUCCUCUCGGUGCGAGGCCAGGUCCGAACUGGCGCUGGCGCAGCAAAACCCCUGA